Vigna unguiculata (cowpea) is the source of this 2007-nucleotide messenger RNA. RefSeq names its product guanine nucleotide-binding protein subunit gamma (gene AGG3). Lineage: Eukaryota; Viridiplantae; Streptophyta; Magnoliopsida; Fabales; Fabaceae. The record is from RefSeq and is a predicted model, not a curated record.
UAUUUAUAAUUAAUACCCUUUACCAUUAUUAUUACCUUACACACCACACCAUGCAUUCUCAAUUCUCACCCUCUUCUCUUCUCUUCUCCUCAGAUUCUUCUUCUUUUUCAAAAUUUUUUUUUCUUUCUCUUUCUCUUUCUCUUUCUCCCACUCGUGCCCUCUCUGUCCACUCCAAUAAUGACUCUCUUUCUACCUUCAUUAUCACUCUUUUCAGUUACUGCUUUUUUUCCUUUCGAAAUUCAAUUCAACUCAAACCCCUUAACACAAGUUUGGAUUUUGGGUUAAUUAUUAGUUUAUUAGUAUUUUUCUGGGUUCUGGGUGUUUCUUAAUUAUCCCUUGUCAGAGACCCUAUUUACUGCCCCUGCCACAGUCUUUUCGUAUGGUAUUCACACCUAACCUCAUUUGCCGCUUCUUCUUUGUCACUUACCAUUACUGUUACUUGUGCCCCCUUCCUUAGUGCAUCAACAAGGACUUCUGCUAUUACUGCCUGCUACUCCUGCCAUUUCUUGUUCUGUCCAUUUCACCUUCUCUCUCCCUCUCUCUCCUCUCUCUCACUCUCUCUCCCUCUCUUCCAUGGCCACCACUCCCACCCUGCGUUCUUCUUCCGUCCCCUCUCUGCCACCUCCCUCCCCCAAAUCCCCGCCGGAGUACCCAGAUUUGUAUGGGAAGCGCCGUGAGACAGCCAGGGUUCACAUGCUCGAGAGGGAAAUCACUUUUCUCGAGGAAGAAUUGAAAUCUGUUGAGGGCCUUCAACCAGCUUCAAGAUGCUGCAAAGAGGUUGCUGAUUAUGUGAUGGCAAACGCAGAUCCUCUGUUACCAACCAGAACCAAGAAGAACAGCCGGUCAUGCCGCUUCUGGAAGUGGCUCUGUGGCAUGCCCUGUUUUAACCUCUCUUGGAUCUGCUGCUGCUGUUGCUGCUGUGAAGGAUUAUCUUUACCACUAAAAUUGCCACGCUGCUGUUGUGACUGCAAACCAUGCAGUUGCAGUUGCAGUUGUCUUCCAUCCAUCAAAUGCUGCUCCUUACCAAAGUGGAGCUGUUGCUGCUCUUGCCCCAAAUCAUAUUUCUGUAAAGAGAGCUGUGGUUUUGGAAAUUGUUGUACUCUCCCACGUAGUUGCAAUUUUGGGUGUCCAACUUGUCCAUCUUGCCCCUCUUGCUGCAGUUGCAAAUGCACCUGCACAUGCUCUUGCCCAAGCUGUCCGAAGGUAAGCUCAUGUUGCUGUUGUACAAAGUCAUGUUGGAGACCAUGUUGUUUAUGUUGCUAGUAUAUUCUUUCCAAAAGGAAAAAAAAAAUCUGAAGCUUUUGUUAUCAAAAUUGCAUUCAUAAUAGCUAGAGUAUAAAUUUUGGAAAUAUAAAGGGUUAUAAAUGUUGUAAGUUAGAUUAUGCACUAUAUGGAUACUCCAAGCAAAUGUAGUAGCUCCGUUUGUAAUCGUGGGUCAGAUAAGUUCGACCCUUUGCUGUUGUCAAUCUCCAAUGUUGCGCGAGUGAAAUGAAAGACCCAAAUAGUAGAAAAUGUCUAUCGAUUACGAUUGCAUGCUUUGAUCAGCUUAAUCAAUGUUUGUUCCAUUGUUUUAAAUGCAGAAAAUUGUUAUAAUAUUAAUCUCUCAGUUUUAAUGAACCUUGAUGACUAAGCUAAAGGUAGUUGAGCUCUUAUUCCAUGGUGUAACGCCCUGUAAGCCUCCUGAAAACACGAUAAGGAUAAAGCGUUUUAUCUCCGAAAACAGAAAAGAAAAAGUGUUUUCUUUUUUGUCUUAUUGAUUUUUUUCCUCCAAGUUUCAAUCCCUGUGGUCCUACCAGAAAGUUGAUGAUCGACUAAAUAAUCAAAUGGCACGGCAGGAAAAUAAGUGAUUGCUGUGAACUACCUUUUUCUGCAUAACUGACAGAGGACACAGGACACAGGAAAUGUCUUUUCAUUUGGUACACCGAUUAGUAGCCAUUCAUGGCCGAGAUCGUUUGGAAUAAGACCCUUCGAAAUAACUAGUAAUUAGUAAUUCAGAGGAAGCGUUAA